UUCUCAUCCGUUCCACGAGACGCAAGUGCCUCUCCCUUGUCUUUUGUUGCGGCGGUCAAAAAAUAGAGAUACAUCCCUCUCUCUCUCUCUCUCUCUCUCUCUCUUUUCGGUUGAUCCAAGGCUGCGCAAUUAUGGUCAGAAAGAAGACGUAGUCCCCACUCAUUCCCUCUUACAUCGCCUUCCCCACCUGUUUAUGCUCUCUCUUUUGAGGCCCUUCCUUCCUGGCAACCAACCAGGAAAGCAAAGGACUGAGGUCUCAUCUCUUCUCUUCUCUUGAUAACUCACAGUGAGAUCUCCGAGCAAGAAGUUGAUGAUCAGGAGAGAGAAGAAUCACUUAAAAAUCCAAAACAUUAGGAUAUCGGUAUUUGAUAAAUCCGCUUGUUUGAGCAUUUCAGUGAAGUUAUGAAGUACCCAACUGGCUUCUGGCCGGGCCUGUGUCGCUUCUUGUUCUUCUUGCCCUUCUUUUUCGGUUUACUUCUUCUUGGCAUUGUAAAAGGUGCAAUCCUUUGCCCCCUGAUAUGCCUUAUCAUCACAAUUGGCAACUCCGCCGUCGUCUUGGGUUUGUGGCCUGCUCAUGCCUUUUGGACCUACUAUUGCAUAAUUAGAAGCAAGCAGUUAGGACCAGUUUUAAAGGCAGGAUUAUGCGUCUGCAUUACUGUUCUCUUGGUUCUUUGGCCAUUAGUAAGUAUAAGUGGUAGCAUUCUUUGCGGUGCAGUCUAUGGGUUUUUCUCGCCGUUGGUAGCCACAUUUGAGGCUGUUGGGGAGGGCAGAACUGAUGAAUUCGUUCACUGUCUGAUUGACGGAACAUGGAGUUCUUUGAAGAGGAGCUUUACUGUAGUGAGGGAUUUUGCAGAUGUAUGCUUCCACUCGUACUUCUCAAUCAUGGAUGACCUACGCAAUCAAGAGCCUCCCGGUGGGGAGGCACUGGAUAUAAGAGUUUUUAGUCUGCCUGGAGCGGUGAUAAUUGGCCUGCUUGGUGUAAUUAUUGAUGUCCCAGUCAUAUCACUGAUAGCAAUAUAUAAAAGUCCUUUCAUGCUUAUCAAGGGCUGGCAUCGGCUGAUUCAUGACCUAGUGGGUCGGGAGGGUCCAUUCUUGGAGACAGCAUGUGUCCCUUUUGCUGGACUAGCAAUUCUCCUGUGGCCAAUAAUAGUGGUUGGAGCUGUACUCUCUUCAUUGACAUCAAGUAUUUUCUUGGGAGCUUAUGCAGCUGUUGUUACUUACCAGGAAUCAUCAGCAUUUUUUGGACUUUCUUACGUUGUGUCUUGUAUAUCUAUCUUUGACGAGUAUUGUAAUGACAUGCUUGACAUGUCUGAAGGUUCUUGUUUUCCAAGGCUUCCAUACAGAAGGAAACAAGCAUCUCAAUCUGCUCCUCCCUCCAGGCCUACGUCAUUUAACAGAAGGACCAGUGGAAGGCUUGCUUCCUCUCGUUCCAUGUCCCUUAAGAAUGCUGUUAUAGAAAUCAAACCAAUUGAACUAUUUGAUCGUAUAUUUGACGACUGUAAGCACCAUGGAGAACGUCUAGUAAAUGAAGGAGCAAUUGCAGCAAAAGAUAUUGAAGAGUGGACAUCAAGAGCAAGCCCAGCGUUGAGUAUUGGCCUGCUAGCAUAUUGUAUACUGCAAGGACUUUUGCGCUCUGCAAAAGCAAAUUGUAGUGGUUAUCUGUUGGGUGAUAAUGUCACAGAAAUAACCUCUUCAAACAGGCCUAGAGAAGUUAUAUUUGAUCGGUUCUUUGAUCCCCUAAUGACUAUUAAAGAGCAAAUAAAAGCAAUGAAUCUGUCAGAAGAGGAAGAGAGCUACUUAUGCAAACUGGUCCUAAGCAGCAUUUCUGGACAUAUCAAAGUUUGGAAUGUUGGCUCUCUGCCUGCAUCUGAUGUAAAGCAUGCUCAGGCUGAGGCACUAGCCAGAAGGCUGAAAGGAAUUGCCAAAAUGAUAUCAAGGUUUCCAACAUUCCGACGUAAAUUUGAGGAUGUUCUGAAUUCCCUUCCUCUUGAGCCUCCUAUGCAAGGAGACAAUAGAAGAUUGGUGAAUAGCUCACGAUCAAUUGUCAGAACUCGAAGCAAUUUGAGUGUCUAAUCUGAUGGGAAGCCAUCUGAAUGUAAAACAACUGUAACAAGGUGGCUAUGAUAUUGUUUAUUUUUGAAAUGCCAGUGUCAUUCUUUUCUUUGUUUGUUCAUACGCCAAUUUUAGAAGAGGUGUUGUACCAUGGGAAUUGAAUUGCUCCUCUUAAGUAUAUUGUUCUUGCUGGUAGCGUUUAGUAUUUAACAAAAGAUUGAAGACAUUGCUGCAGAAUUCUUGUUAACGUGUUAAUUCUACUCAUCGUAAUGAGCACUAUAAGUUUUUUCA
Molecule: messenger RNA, 2343 nt
Organism: Nymphaea colorata (pocket water lily)
Lineage: Eukaryota; Viridiplantae; Streptophyta; Magnoliopsida; Nymphaeales; Nymphaeaceae
Exons: 10
Coding region: 403-2073 (556 amino acids)
Source: RefSeq, a predicted model, not a curated record